UCUGGCGUUGGAAAUCAUGUCCACAUGCACUAGUUUUCCAAAAUAAAAAUAUAAACAGUUAAUUGCAGGUACAAUGGGAAUUUCGGCACUUGAUAAAAAGACAAUUAAACAGAUAACAACUACACAAGUGAUAACAUCUGUGUACAGUGCUGUCAAAGAAUUGGUUGAGAAUGCACUCGAUGGAGGUGCAAAUAAUAUUGAUGUUUAUUUGGAAGAUAAAGGUCUGACGUUUAUCGAAGUCAAAGACAAUGGGAAAGGAAUAUCGAAAGCAGACUCUGUUUACAUGGCUCUGCAGUCUUACACAUCAAAAAUUUCAGAUAUGAAUGAUUUAGAGUCUUUACAGACCUAUGGGUUCAGAGGGGAAGCUCUCAAUGCUAUCUGCAAGGUAUCAGAUGUCAAGAUAAUCACGAGAACCCAUGAGGAUGAUCAUGCACGAUGCUACACACUUUCUCACGAGGGGAAUAUUGAUAAGGCUGAGUUUUGUAAUCGAGCUAUUGGAACAACUGUCCAAGCGAGAUCUCUCUUCAAGAACUUUCCAGUUCGUCGACAAAUGAUAAGCAACAAGAGGCAUGUAAACGAAGACGUCAGAUCAAUUGAAAACCUCCUUCAAGAUUUUGGAAUCUGUCGGCCAGCAUUGCGAAUCAAUUACCGAGUGGAUGACACUACAGUUUUCUCGAAAAUCCCUGCGGAGAGCGAAGAGCAGAGUCUCGCCAAUGUUUUCGGGAGGAAAUUCGCAGCUCAGUACGAGACCCUCAGUUUCAAGGAUUCAGAUCUGGACGUGAGAUUAAUGGUCCCCAAAAAAGACUUGACAGACCUGUCGAGCAUCAGUCAAAUUCACUAUCAACAUAUUUUCGUCAAUGGCAGGCCUGUGAUACUCAAGGAGUUGGAAAAGAUAAUCAUCAAACUUCUCUCAACCCACUUCGUGGACAGAAUGGCCCCCCGAAAAAAGCCAGGCUUCUUCCUAACUCUCACAGUGCCCCCAUCAACAGUAGACGUCAACCUAGAGCCGAAUAAAACAGCAGUUCUCCUAGUCAACCACUCCUCCAUAACAACCACCAUAACCGACUUGCUAUCCACUUACUACGAAGUGACCGUUGAGCUCUCGCAGCCCCCAGAGCCCUCCCCAGACCCUCCGAAUGACUCUAGUCUCUCACAAUCAGCCCUCGACGAGUCCCAGUCCCCAGAAACCGACAUAAAAUCCCCAACCCCCAAAAAACGAAGAAUAGAAAAGCCAGGAAAAUCCAUUUCAAACGAGGAAGACAAGGAGAACGUGACUUUAAAUGGUGGAAUGACCCCAGGAGUCAGUUCCUCUGGGCUAUCCCCAGGAGUCACUCCCCCCGAGACAUUCCCAGAGGUCUCCCCCCCUGGAGUGCCCCCAGGAGUCACUCUCUCUAAAGAAGAGCCGAUGACAGAAUUACCAGAAGUGAAUUUAGGGGAGGAUUUCAGCACUCAGGAGAUCAACGCCCUUCCCACCCUGGAUGACGAGGAAGUUCAGGCGGUGGAGGCUGCCCUGGCGUCACUAACGACCCCUGAGAAUAGCCCAAACAUCGAGAUCACUGCGUCCCAGUGGAGCAAGGGACACGUGCCCUUCAAUUUACCAGGAAAAACAGACGUUUCGAUCAUGAAUUUGGCAUCUCGCUCCCCAAAACCGUCGAGCAGAGUCAGUUCUUCGAACAAUCCAGAAGCCAAUAAAAUUGGUUUUCAAAAGUUCUCGAAGGAGAUGAGGCCCCAGUUAAUUCGGGAUCAUCCUGAGAUGAAUCUCGUGCAGAUAGCUAAAUUGCUGACUGAUGAGUGGAAGGGGCUGACUCCAGGGGAGAGAGAGCAUUAUCGAGAGAUUGGGAUGCAGGAGGAGGCGAGUUUGCGGGCGAAGGCAUCGCCGAGUGGCCCGAAGGUCCCCAAGUCGAGGGACUCUGUGGGUAAUAAGAAGAGGCUGCUGAAUUUGCUGGAGAACAUGAAGGAGCAGAGAUCGAGGGACAGGGGGAAUGCAGCGGGGAGGACUAUCGUUCCUUGGAAUGUUAAUAUGCAGAGUCUGGUGCGAGCUUUUCGAGGCAAUGGGGGCAGUGGGCGGAGGGAGAUGAUCGUGGGAAGGGUUGGAGGUGAGGUGUGGAUUGCUAGAACUAAUAUGCAACUCUGGGGGCUGGACGUGGAGACGAUGUUUGAGGGACUGAAGCUGAGGGAUUAUGAGCGUGAAAAGAUUCCAGAAUUCAUUGAGCACUGCCUCCAACGGUGGCUCAACGAGAAGGACUCGAUGGACUUGAUGCAUCCAAUAUUUGAUUUUUCAACGUUAAAAAAAAAUAACUGAACCGAUGAAGCAUGAUCUUUCCGUCAAUUUGCAAUGGGCAAUGUAAAUUAAUGAUGAA
Molecule: messenger RNA, 2360 nt
Organism: Diachasma alloeum
Lineage: Eukaryota; Metazoa; Arthropoda; Insecta; Hymenoptera; Braconidae
Gene: Pms1
Product: PMS1 protein homolog 1
Exons: 6
Coding region: 74-2302 (742 amino acids)
Biological process (GO): mismatch repair
Cellular component (GO): MutLalpha complex
Molecular function (GO): ATP-dependent DNA damage sensor activity; ATP hydrolysis activity; ATP binding
Source: RefSeq, a predicted model, not a curated record